AUGUCGGCUAGUCAAGGACCAACAGGCUGGGGUCCACCAGAGGUCAAAACUGGAGGCGAAUGGGAGGCCCAGCCACGCGAUUUCCGGCGAGGUUACCGGCUAUUUUCGGCCUUAAUCCCCUGUUUCGAUCUGUUAGGAGAGGUAGGAGAGAAAGUCGGGAAGAGAGAAGGAGAGCUUCGACGACUUUUGCUCUUGUUGCCGGAGGUCGAAACUAGAGGGGAAGGGGAGGCGGCGACCGCUGAGCUGGGGCCGGGGCGGUGCGCGGACACAAUCAUUGGGAACAGCUUCGUGCACGGUGUCUCCGGCGGCGAGUGGAAGCGGGUGAGCAUCGCGCACGAGAUGCUGGUGGACCCCAGCCUGCUGGUCCUCGACGAGCCGACGUCGGGGCUCGACGCCACGGCGGCCUACCGCCUCAUGGCGACGCUGGGGGGCCUCGCGGCGAGGGGGAAAACGGUGGUGAUGUCGGUGCACCAGCCGUCCAGCCGUGUCUACCAGAUGUUCGACAAUUUGCUCGUUAAAAAAAUAAAAGAAAGUUAA
Salvia miltiorrhiza (redroot sage) is the source of this 537-nucleotide messenger RNA. RefSeq names its product ABC transporter G family member 25-like. Gene Ontology annotation, molecular function: ATP binding; ATP hydrolysis activity. Bases 1 to 537 code for a protein of 178 amino acids. The transcript has a single exon. The record is from RefSeq and is a predicted model, not a curated record. NCBI's taxonomy places the organism in Eukaryota, Viridiplantae, Streptophyta, Magnoliopsida, Lamiales, Lamiaceae.